GGUAGGAUCAAAGAAUACUCCAUCCAACAAGAAGCGAAAGCGUGGAAUAUUUCGGGCUCCAAAUUUCUUUGCGCAUGACCAUGCGCCAUGUUUGAUGUUUGAUCGUUGCUCGCAUUCAAGGCGUAACGGCUGUUUAUCUAUGUACAUGUGUUUGUGACAAGUGACAAUUUGUUUGUGUAAAUUUUCGUGUUUGGCGUUUUCAUAAUAUUUUAUAAUUGUUGAAAAAAGUAUAUUAAUAUUAAAAAUUAUUAAAAUAAACUAUAAUUGUGAUGGCUGCACGCAAAGGUGGAAUUUCUUGUGUGGUUCGUGGAUGCCAGACUAGAUCUGGGGAACAAAUAAGUCUUUUUUCAAUACCACGAGAUCGUAGCAGAGCUGAAUUAUGGCUAAAAGCUGCAAUUAGGGAAGAUUUACUUUCAAAGGAUGUCAAUGAAUUGCACAAAAAUUAUAGAAUGUGUGAGAAACACUUUCAACCACAUUUUAUAUCGAAGGGGGGAAACGUAAGAAAAAAUUUAUUUAUACAAGCUCAUCCUACGAUAUUCCCAUACAACCAAGAUGUACAGCUGGUUCCAAAAAAACUGAUACGACUCUUAGUAAGAUUUGAUCAUUUUGAGCAGUGUAUGAUUGGUCUGACAUUAUAUUAUAUUUAUUAUGACAGACAAAUAAUAAAAUAAACAAACAAACAGCCAUUUUUUGAGGUUGAAGUUAUUUGACAAAUUUUAAGAUUUGGCAGUGACAGUUACAGUAUUUAAAUAAUAAGUAUUUAUCCGUCAAAAUAUAAUAAAUGAAAUAUAAUUAAACUCAUAUUUAUUA
This is a messenger RNA of Diabrotica virgifera virgifera (western corn rootworm), 810 nucleotides long. RefSeq names its product 52 kDa repressor of the inhibitor of the protein kinase-like. Lineage: Eukaryota; Metazoa; Arthropoda; Insecta; Coleoptera; Chrysomelidae. The coding region runs from base 270 to 671 and encodes 133 amino acids. The record is from RefSeq and is a predicted model, not a curated record. The transcript is spliced from 2 exons.